UGGCUGGCACAGCGGGUUCCCGCCGUGCAGUUGUGCGGGGGGCUCUGGCCCGGCCGGGCCUGGAUGGAGGCGGCUGCGGCGCCGAGGAGGGAUGUGCGGGGACGUGCCGCGUGUCUGCCCGACGGCUGCCGAGAGGAGAGCCCGCCCGAGAGGUGCGCGCCGUUGAGGAGGCUGCCCGCGCCCCCCUGAAAGUUUAUAUGGACUAUAAUGCAACCACUCCCCUGGAGCCAGAGGUCAUCCAGGCCAUCGCAGAGGCCAUGCGGGAAGCCUGGGGAAAUCCCAGCAGUCCUUAUCUUGCAGGCAGAAAGGCCAAGGACACUAUCGGGGCUGCUCGGGAGAGCCUGGCGAGGAUGAUAGGAGCCCCUGCUCGAGACGUGCUCUUCACUUCCGGGGGCACUGAGUCAAAUAAUUUAGUAAUCCAUUCUGUGGUGAAACAUUUCCAUGAAAACCAGACCUCAAAGAGGGAUGCAGUUGAGUGUCACAGCCAUGUGGAGGGGGCCAAGCCCCACUUCAUUACUUCCACAGUGGAACACGACUCCAUCCGCCUGCCUUUGGAGCAGCUGGUGAAAGAGCAAGUGGCCGCAGUCACCUUUGUCCCAGUGUCCAAGGUGAGCGGGCGAGCGGAGGCUGACGACAUCCUCGCCGCUGUCCGCACAACCACAAGCCUCGUGACCAUCAUGCUGGCCAAUAAUGAGACCGGUGUCAUCAUGCCCAUCCCUGAAAUCAGUCACCGCAUUAAAGCCCUGAACCAGAGACGGGCAGCUGCCGGCCUGCCCCCUGUCCUUGUGCACACAGACGCUGCACAGGCACUAGGGAAGAGGCGCGUGGACGUGGAGGACCUGGGUGUGGACUUCCUCACAAUUGUGGGGCACAAGUUCUACGGUCCCAGGAUUGGAGCACUUUACGUACGAGGGCUCGGUGAGCUCACCCCUCUGUACCCUAUGCUGUUUGGAGGUGGACAGGAGCGGAAUUUCAGACCAGGGACAGAGAACACCCCAAUGAUUGCCGGCCUUGGGAAGGCCGCUGAGCUGGUGGCCCAGAACUGUGAGGCUUAUGCAGCCCACAUGAGGGACGUCCGGGAUUAUCUGGAGGAGAGGCUGGAGGCUGAAUUUGAUAAGAGAAUCCAUUUGAAUAGCCAGUUUCCAGGGGCUGAGCGGCUUCCCAACACCUGUAACUUCUCCAUUUGGGGACCCCAGCUUCAAGGCCAUGUCGUGCUCGCACAGUGCCGGACGCUGCUGGCCAGUGUGGGGGCCGCUUGCCACUCAGACCAGGGGGACCAGCCAUCCCCAGUGCUGCUGAGCUGUGGCAUCCCCUUCGAUGUGGCCAGGAACGCCAUCCGGCUCAGCGUGGGCCGCAGCACCAGUCGGGCUGAGGUGGACCUGGCCGUGCAGGACCUGAAGCAGGCCGUGGCCCAGCUGGAGGGCCAGGCCUCGUGAGGCCACCCUCACUCAUAGGAAGAUAUCACAGGGCACCAGGCACUUCACCUUCCAUCGCUCUGGUGGCUGUGCUGGGAUGACUGUCUCGUCUCUCAAGUAGUUACUCUGCCCUGGGGUGUCUGGGGGGGGUGCAGGGGUGUUCUGGGCAUCCUUCCCCAGAAAUGGGUCUGCCCAGCACACAGACCCCACGUGCGGCCCACAGGCCAGGACAUCAGAGCCCACAUAGGACCGUCCCCCAGCUACUACUGUCAGGUGUGACAUUGAAGUGGGACUUCAGCCACAUCCACGCUGCCCAUAGGGAGUUGGGCCUGUCAUGAACUUCCCUUCCUAAAAGGUGGGGUUUUUAUCUGGAAGGUAAAGUCCAAGUGCUUAUAAUUCAUUUUCAGCUAAUCUCUGUCGUGAAAAUAGGAAACCUGACUUGCUGCUUUGAUCAUGGCCUCCCACGUGGGUGUGCAGAGUGGGCCCCUGAAGCCCCUUCUCGGGCCCUUAACAAAUGCCCCCUUGACCAUCCAUCCCUGAGCUCAACGUGUGGGGACCGCCCCCACCAGUGCUUCCAUGGCCCUGCCUGUCUCAGGAGACCUGCAGACAAGCCCCUGCCCCACUGCGUCACUCAGGCCGUGAGCCAUGAGCCUCUGUGCACCUCCCACCCCAGGGGCUGCAGCCUUCCCUCCUCUGAUCUCUUACUCGGGCUCAACUGUCACAAAUGCCUGAGAGUCCUGGGCAGCCCAUGAUCCUCAGAGUCACAGGGUCUCCGUGCGACCCUGGAUCAUUCCUGAUGGAGAAAACUAGAUGCCCCCCACUUGGCUUUCAUCCUGAUUUUAUUUGCAGAGGUCCCUCUUACGUGCACACGGUGGCCACAUAAUAUGUGGAUGUCUGCAUAGGGUGGUGUCAGUGCAGUGACACCUUCAACGUGUGGUAUGAGGAAGGAAGAACUAUGUGAUGAAAUUGUGGAAAUUAAAUGACUGAUUAAAGA
Molecule: messenger RNA, 2409 nt
Organism: Nycticebus coucang (slow loris)
Lineage: Eukaryota; Metazoa; Chordata; Mammalia; Primates; Lorisidae
Gene: SCLY
Product: selenocysteine lyase
Exons: 12
Coding region: 198-1436 (412 amino acids)
Source: RefSeq, a predicted model, not a curated record